This is a messenger RNA of Neurospora tetrasperma FGSC 2508, 408 nucleotides long. RefSeq lists its product as uncharacterized. The transcript has 2 exons. Bases 1 to 408 code for a protein of 135 amino acids. Lineage: Eukaryota; Fungi; Ascomycota; Sordariomycetes; Sordariales; Sordariaceae. The record is from RefSeq and is a predicted model, not a curated record.
AUGCCGGUGGUGCCCAAGGGACAACACCUGGAAGAUCCAGGUUGGUGGACGUUGGUGGACGUUGGUCUUCUCGGGCAUACAUUCCACUUCUGUGUUUGCUCUGUCGGUGGGUUUCACCAAGACUCUGGCAGCAUGCCAGUGUUGACCGCCAGCAAUAAGGACUGUCCCACGGAAGAGAUGAAGUGUAGUUGGCUGGAUGCGAUGGGUGAUGCGGAUGGCCGUCGGUGUCGGAAAACAGAAUGGGUGGGGAGGUUGUGUUGCACAGAGACACGGGAAGCGAACUCCCGCCAGCAAGCCUCGGCGAGAGACCACUCCGUCUUCAUCCGUCCACGCCGCAACAGCCGUCAACCAUCUCCCCGCGAUACGAUAUCUGUUUUGUUAUCAAAACAGAAAUUCACUCAUUUUUGA